Pecten maximus is the source of this 2112-nucleotide messenger RNA. RefSeq lists its product as uncharacterized. The transcript has 4 exons. Bases 194 to 1501 code for a protein of 435 amino acids. Gene Ontology annotation, cellular component: membrane. Lineage: Eukaryota; Metazoa; Mollusca; Bivalvia; Pectinida; Pectinidae. The record is from RefSeq and is a predicted model, not a curated record.
UGUGAUAAUAUACAGGUAAGAUGUUAUACCACCUCUGAUUAGGAGUCAGUCCUACAUCGGUCAAAUGUUUGUCAGUAUAACUGUGAUGUACUAUAUAACGGAAGAUCUGUCGCGAUUCCGGGAUGUAGUUUGAACAACAUAUUUGACGUCAACUUAAACGUGGUUUAGAAUCUUGAUAUCGAACAACAACAAGAUGUCUUUUGACCAAGUAGACGGCGCUAUACUGUCGAGAAACGAACCUAACAACGAUGAGACAAACAGUCAAAUCGGAAAUGACGAAAAUAAGGAAUCCACCAAAUGCAAACGCAUGUUAAACAAAAUUUCAAAGAAUUUCUGGGGACUUCCGGUUUUGAGACGUGUUCCCGAGUCAGAUCACGAUCGCGCAUUUGAUUGUCUGAUUGCUGUAGUCUCUCUCUGUCUGUGCCUCGGAGAAGUUGUGUUGGAAGGGAUGUUACUCUAUGAGUACCACAUGAAUGGUCAACACCUCCAGUUUUCUCUUACUCUAGGUGUUAUCGUCAUAACUGGCAUUGUUGUUGGCAUAUUCACGACAUCAUGGGCUUGCAUCGCUCUAAAGCAGCGCCGUGACCUUGCGGAGGAGAGAGAACCGUCGUUAAACGAUACGGCGGGUAUUGACAACAGUUCACGAAUGACGAGCCCGUCUUCCAAUAAAGUACUUUGGUCAUGUAGGAUUUCUUCCUCAUUUCUCCAGUUUGGCCGAGCUUUCAGGCUAGCAGAGUAUAUUUACAACAUGCAUCAAGGAUGGAAAAGUAAAAGAAAAGACGAGGGGAGAAUAAAGAGGGCGGAAGUGGAACUUCGGGACGCUUCUAUUUUAGGACUGAUUGAGGGAUACCUGGAAACUUCUCUAAAACUACUGUUACAAUUGUACCUGAGGUUUGACACUGACUUUGUGACUAGGACUAGAGAUUUGUUCCUUGUGGUCGCCUUGGCAUCUAUAUCGGCAUCUGUAACAUCAUGUUAUAUGACGAACCGGAAGUUGAAUCACGGGCGUCAGUCAGCAACUUCUCGAGCAUACGCAGCGUAUGUAUUGAUGCGGCUGUUUGAACUUGGACCCCGUCUUAUUUUGCUGGUUCUCUGUAUUAAGUUCGUUAGAUGGUGGACGCUGGUAGGAGUCGGCCUACAUCUCGUGCUGAUGAUCGCGUUUAAUACAUGUUACGUGGAUCCCGAGAACAAUGAUAUGUGUUGUCGUCACGGUGGCAAUUGUUUCUUCUCCCUCUUUGUAAGCUACGUGGAGAUAUACAGCUUCAUCAACAUGAACAAGGAUGAGUCCAAACGUACGGCGGUGAUAUAUUACAUUAUAUUUUAUUUGGAAAACGCAUUGAUGAUGUCACUAGUGCUCGGCCUGACGUCUAGCGGAAGCGUCCCUUGCAUGACAUCCUGCAAGUUUGCGUUUUCUGCGAUUCCUGGUUUUGUGUUUCAUGUUUUACUUCUGUCUCUAUACUACAACUGUCUCCACUCGACACGAAACAGGGGAGACGUCUGACUGUCUCAUACAUUCUCACAGGGACGGAGAACCAAAUAAAUACCUUACAUAUGUGCCAAACCACACAGUAUGAGCCGGUACUUACAUUUGUACAUGUACCGUCUAUUAACUCAAUCCAACACGGGAGUCAGAACGGCAGCUAGAAAGACAGUCAAUAUUCAUAUAUAUCACUGCUUACACAGAAGUAUACAUACGAUUUCAGUACCACCGAAUGCUAACAUGUAAGGAUAUGGUAACUUUACAUGGAAAACUAUUCCAUAAGGGUAAGGUCUCCAUCAUCUCAUAUGUCAUGAAAAUAUUGGUAAUAUCAUGUUGUCUUGUUCUCAACAUUAAAACCAACAUAGUGGAAAUAAGACCAUGAGGAUAAAUAAAAUAUGUAAGAAUCGAAGAGACCAAACAUCGCACAAGGAAAUAGAACAUUUCUCAAGGAAAUGAUAAUGUCGAACGUAAUGUCUUCAUAAACAUCGGUCAGCAGUGGUCAUAUUGUUACGGAAAACGUGAACUAUGACAUCUAAACAUCACAAGUCUGUGAAGCAGGGAUAAAUAGGAAAUCCACAAUAAAGAAAUAGGCAUUAUCAGCUUGAUCAUACAGCCAAGCGGUAUGCUAUUCA